AUGCUCCCGCGAAAGAGACAGCGUCACAACCCGGCAGCAGCCAGCACCGCGAGCCUCCCGACGACGGCCGUGUCGCCGCACGUCGCUACGUCACAGGCCGCGACCUCAGCUGCCUCGGAGCCGGGCCUCGGCCAGCAACACCACCAGCCCCAUAUGCCGCGCCCGCUGCCGUCGGGCCACAGCACCGCGUCGAACCCGGAAGCCGGCCACCAGAGAGAGGUACGCAAGACAAAGAGCUGGUACGGAUCGUGGCCGCGAACUCCCAACAAGGCGUCCGCCUCGACAUCCAUCGCGAGAGAAAACAUCCUCGGAGGGACCGUCCGCUCCAAAGGAACCCCCGAUCUAAGCCGAUUCGAUCCCAAAAAGGGCGACGACGCGGCGAGUCUGCGCAGCACCCACGCCCCGUCUCUCUCCAAGGUCCCCGAAGACGCGCCGCCUCAGUCGAGCACGAACGAACCUGCAUCCGCAAACGACGAGCCGAAGCAGGAGGACCAGCCCGAAUCAAAUUCCCCCGAGGCCGAUAAGAGAGACGGCAACCAAGAGGUCCCUGACCAGCAGACUGCGCUCCCCACCGCGACUCCGGAACGGCCACCUACGACUGGUAGUUGGCUCGGCUGGUGGUCGCGGAUACCAAACACAGUAUUAGAAGCCGAAAUGGCCAAACCGCCGCCACCGCCCGACGAUGCGGCUGACGAGGGCCGACAGGCCACUUCCCCCGCGCAGACAGCAGCAGAGCAACCGCCCGCCGACCCCCCCAAGAGCGAACCGCCACCGCCGUCGUCAUCUUGGUUCGGAUUUCUGGGCAACUCGAGCAAUGCCCCAUCAGCGAAGCAAGACUCUGCACCCAAAGAGGCAACAGCCAAGGAACCCGAAGACGUGGUCAUGGACGACGCGCCGCCGCCUCCGCCGAAGCCGGAACCUGAGCCGGCGCCAAAAGCUGGCUCGACUUGGGCGUUUUGGUCAAGAGACUCUCCCAAGAAGGAUGGCAAGGUGCCUGACCCGGAGUCUGGCGAGAUUGCCGUCAUGGGCGAGGGCUCCGAGGCGCAUCCCACGCCAAUGGCCGAGGGCGACGUUUCCAGCCCUCCGGCGAAGCCCUCCAAGACAGAGGUCAAGGCCAAGGAGGGCAAGUCGACAUGGCGGCGCAGCAAGAGAGCCAGGCCGGCAUCCAUGGACACUGACUCCCAGACGCCGACGCCUCCCAACGGCACCGUUGCAGACAAGGCCGCAGCAGAGCCUGCUAUACAACCACAGACAGAAACAAAAGCCCCAGCCAAGGUCGACACUGCCAAGGCCGUCGCUGAAUCCGAGUCAACGUCUAAGUUUCCGCCCAACUUACUACUCCCAUCCUUCUCGAGCACGUAUCAGAUGAAGGAGGAUCCGUCCAUCAUCCAACAGAUCAAGAGCUUCCUCCUGCGCACCUCCCAACCGCCGGCGAACCACGUCUUCCGCGUCAAGGAGCCGCCCAAAAUUCGCAAGGCCAUCGCCAUCGGCGUCCACGGCCUCUUCCCCGCCACGUACCUGCGCCCCAUGAUCGGGCAGCCCACGGGCACGUCGCUGCGCUUCGCCAGCCUCUGCGCCGACGCGAUCCGGCGGUGGGCUGACGCGCACGGCUGUGGCGAGGGCUGCGAGAUCGAAAAGGUGGCGCUCGAGGGCGAGGGCCGCAUCAGCGACCGCGUCGACAACCUGUGGAAGCUGCUGCUCAACUGGAUCGAACACAUUCGCGCCGCAGACCUCAUCCUCGUCGCGUCCCACUCCCAAGGCGUCCCCGUCAGCGUCAUGCUGCUCGAGAAGCUCAUCGACCUCGGCAUCGUCACAAACGCCCGCAUCGGCGUCUGCGCCAUGGCCGGCGUCGCCUUGGGACCCUUCCCCGACUACAAGUCUAGCAUCCUCAUGGGCUCGGCCGCCGAGCUGUGGGACUUUGGCAACCCGUCGAGCGCCAACUCGCAGCGCUUCGAGGCGGCCAUGAGACGUGUCCUGGCCUACGGCGCGCGCAUCACGUUUAUCGGGAGCAUCGACGACCAGCUCGUACCCAUGGAGUCGGCCGUCUACUCCCCCGCUAGCCACCCCUACAUCUACCGCGCCGUCUUCAUCGACGGGCGCGUCCACGCCCCCGACUUCAUCGCCCACCUCGUCGGCUUCGCCCUCAAGCUGCGCAACCUCGGCGUCUCGGACCACGGCCUCGUGCGCGAGCUCUCCGCCCCGCUCGCCGGCAGCCUCUACUCGGGCGAGGGCCACUCGCGCCUCUACUACGACGCCGCCGUCUACGACCUCGCCGUCUCGCACGCCCUCGAGACCACGUCCGUGCCGCCUGGUACGCCCUGCGAGGUGCGCCGCCUUACGCCCGCGGCCGCGGGUGCAUCUUCGUCGGCAUCGUCGGUCAAGGGCGGCGCGGGCGCUGCGGCUACGGCGGGCGGAGGUGCAACCGGUGGCGGCAAUGCGACGACCCUCCUCGCCAGCCCGAACCCGUACGUCCUGCCCUGGAUCAUGCGCGGCGUCCUGGAGGAGGACUUUGUGCGCACGGAGCUGCACGCCGAGACGGAGGAGCUGCUGCGCAAGUUUGACGACUGGAAGCCCGCCAACAAGGCCCUCAAGGACGUCAAGUACCGGCUCGAGGCGGUGCGCUCCAAGCUGUAG
Molecule: messenger RNA, 2634 nt
Organism: Purpureocillium lilacinum
Lineage: Eukaryota; Fungi; Ascomycota; Sordariomycetes; Hypocreales; Ophiocordycipitaceae
Source: RefSeq, a predicted model, not a curated record